Molecule: messenger RNA, 1533 nt
Organism: Trematosphaeria pertusa
Lineage: Eukaryota; Fungi; Ascomycota; Dothideomycetes; Pleosporales; Trematosphaeriaceae
Product: permease of the major facilitator superfamily
Exons: 3
Coding region: 1-1533 (510 amino acids)
Biological process (GO): transmembrane transport
Cellular component (GO): membrane
Molecular function (GO): transmembrane transporter activity
Source: RefSeq, a predicted model, not a curated record
AUGGCAGAGCACACUUUCCGGGAUCAGGAAUUGAUUGGUAGCGAGAAGGCGGAGACGGCCCAGGAGGAACUGCUGCACCAUGGACAGCUGUCACCCGAAGAGCUGGCCAUUGAGAAGAAGCUGAGGUGGAAGCUUGAUCUGAGGAUCAUGCCGCUGGUGAUUCUGGUAUAUCUUAUGAACUACAUUGACAGAAACAACUACGCCGCCGCGCGCCUGCAGGGUCUAGAGGACGACCUCAACCUGGGCGGGGACCAGUAUCAAGUCGGCCUCUCCAUCCUCUUCGUCGGCUACAUUCUCAUGCAAGUUCCCUCAAACCUUCUCCUCAACUACGUGGGUCGGCCGUCCUGGUAUCUCGGGUUCUUUACGAUCGCCUGGGGGUUGGUCUCUGCCCUGACGUCGCAAGUGACUAGCUAUGGCGGCAUUGUGGCCUGUCGCUUCAUCCUAGGGAUCGUGGAAGCGCCGUUCUUUGCGGGCGUGCUGUUCUAUCUGUCAAAGUGGUACACCAAGGAAGAGCUGGCAAAGCGGAACGCCAUCUUUUAUUCCGGCUCGCUCGUCUCGGGCGCUUUUGGGAACCUCAUUGCGGCGGGCAUCUUGAAUGGGCUGGCGGGCGCUAGGGGGCUGUCUGCGUGGCAGUGGCUGUACAUCAUCGAAGGCGCCAUAACAUGCUGCAUCGGCAUCAUCAUCGUGCUCAUCCUCCCCGACUUCCCGGACACCUGGACCGCGCUCUCCGCCCCCGAAAAAAGCGUUGCGAACCGGCGACUCGCCAUCGACGCCGCCGAGGCCGACGUCGACUUAGCAGGCGGCAUGUCGCAGAUUCACGGCAUGAAGCUCGCCUUUCUCGACCCAAAGACGUACAUGCUGGCCAUCGCGUAUAUGGGAAUCACCGGGGCAGCCGGGUUUCAAAACUUCUUCCCCACGCUCACGAAAACGCUCGGAUAUAACCAGGUCGUGAGCUUGCUGCUGGUCGCGCCGCCGUACGUGUUCAUGGUGUUCUUCUCGUACGCGCACUGCUACGCGAGCGACCAUCUGGGGAACCGGUUCUGGUUCCUCACCUACCCGGUCUUCGUCUCCAUCGCCGGCUUUAUCAUCUUCAUGACCACCGACUCCUUCGGCCCGCGCUACUUCUCCUUCUUCCUCAUGAACUUCGUCUUUGCGCAGAACGGCACCAUCUACGCCUGGAUCUCCAACGCGAUCCCCCGCCCGCCCGCGAAGCGUGCCGUCGCUCUCGCCUUCAUCAAUUCCAUCGGCAACAGCGCGUCCAUCUGGACCCCGUUCACGUACACGCCGUCCAGCGCGCCGCACUAUCGGCCGGCGCUGGGCGUGUGCAUUGGGCUGGAGAUCAUUGCGCUCGUGUGCUUCGUUGGCAUGCGCUUUUAUCUGCAGUAUCAGAAUCGCCGGCUCGCGAGGCUGGAGCUGGAGGACUCGCAGCUGACGGAGCGGGAUGUGAGGAGGCUGGAGAAGACGGCGGAGUUUGAGGGGAUCGAUAUUGCGGCGGCGAGGGCGCAGCAGAAGGGGUAUCGGUAUAUGCUCUGA